UCCCACCAAACAGUCUUCAACCUUUGUCAACUUUUGUGUCUUUGCCGCUCCACUGGUUGGCACGUGAACAGCACGUGUAGAGCUUCACUUCUUUGCUCCCUUUCCAUGAUUUUCCAGAUUAUGAGCUUUGAGAAUAAGCUUUCAGGAGUGUGGCUCACUUCGUGACUCUCUUUGGAGUUCAAGCAUUCAUUGUCAGAGCCAAUGGAGGAUAAGAAUAAAGAGAAGACAGUUGUGGUUAAACCUGUGCCUUGGCGACCACGCUCUGAUUUCAAGUCCUCAAAGCACACUACUACUGCCGGAAAUGUCUCUUCUCCGAGUUCAUCAACCGAGGCAACCAAUAUCAUUAGGCCUAAAACUGUGAGGCUAAGGCCUUCAUCCAACCAUUUCCAAGCUGAAAUUGGUCCAUUUCUUGAUCAUUUGUCUGAACCUGGAGCUCAUGAUUUCUCUAAUUUGGCUUCCAAAGCUGAUGCUUCCAGUUUCCUGCCUAAUCUGGGCAACGUUGAUGUUGGUCAUGAAGAAAUGUUUGUGGAGACAAUGGUCCAAGAUCAAGUUUUGGAUAGAUCAAAGCAACAGUGCCAGAGCUUUCCGACACACCGAGAUCAGUCUAAUGAUGUGCCUAUGGAUGUCGAACAAGGUAGCAGAUCUCAUCAGUCAGCAAUCGCCGUAGAUCGAUCUUCUUAUGAUGGAUAUAACUGGAGAAAAUACGGGCAAAAGCAAGUUAAAGGAAGUGAAUAUCCGCGCAGUUACUAUAAAUGUACACAUCCAAGCUGCCCGGUGAAGAAGAAGGUCGAAAGAUCGUUGGAAGGACACAUUGCUGAAAUUGUCUACAAGGGUGAACACAAUCACCCCAAACCACAACCACCAAAGCAUCUGUUAUCAGAAACAGUUGGAAAUGCAAAUGCUGACAGCAGUGGUAAUACAUUAUCAAGUAAUCUCAAUGUGGAGAGAAAUGAUGCAUCUGAGAGUAGGUUGGAGAGUCACAGUGAAGUCGGUUUAUCGGGUAUUCCUUCGUAUUCUGGAAAAACUGGUCGGCAUUUAACUUCAACGUGUCAUAGUGAUGUUGCAAGUGGCACAGCUGAUGCAGAGAGUAGCAGAGUUAGCUCAAAGAGAAGGAGAACAGAGGAUCAAGCUAGUGUCGGUGAGGGAGAUCAAGGUGAACCUGAUGUCUCCAGUGAUGGAUAUCAUUGGAGAAAAUACGGUCAGAAAGUUGUGAAAGGAAAUCCAUAUCCCAGAAGUUAUUACAAGUGCACUGGUCUCAAAUGCAAAGUGCGAAAACAUGUAGAUAGAGCUUCCGAUCAUUCGGGGUCAUUCAUAACAACAUAUGAAGGUAAACACAACCAUGAAAUGCCGUUCAGGAACCAGAGUCAAUAAUGUUUUGUAUGCCUCUCUGCAGAAGCUCUGAUGAUGAAGCAAUAACUUACAAACAACAGAAGAAAUAGUUUCUCUGUUCUCAGA
Dioscorea cayenensis subsp. rotundata (Guinea yam) is the source of this 1455-nucleotide messenger RNA. Its product is annotated as WRKY transcription factor 44-like. The transcript has 6 exons. Gene Ontology annotation, biological process: regulation of DNA-templated transcription. The record is from RefSeq and is a predicted model, not a curated record. The coding region runs from base 202 to 1371 and encodes 389 amino acids. Lineage: Eukaryota; Viridiplantae; Streptophyta; Magnoliopsida; Dioscoreales; Dioscoreaceae. Gene Ontology annotation, molecular function: DNA-binding transcription factor activity; sequence-specific DNA binding.